UCGGCUCGUCAGUGUGUUGAUGUUUUGUGGAGUGGACGCUGAGAGGGAAGAGAGAGACGCUUUUUGUUUUUGUUCAACUAAAACACCGAAAACCAGCAGAGCCGUCGGUUCUGUCGUCCGCUUCGGUUCACUAAGGCCCUUAGCUCGGUGAUUUUCGACGAACGGCCGGGCCGGAGGGCGAAGAGACCGAAACAUUUGAUCCAGAAAGGGAGGACUCGUCACCCUCUGACCCCCCCCUGCUCCCCCCCUCUCUCACACCAUGACGAUUCUUCCGAAGAAGAAGCCCAGCUCCGGGGUCGGCGUCUCGGACCACGCCGAUGACAGUGACCGUCGGAGCGGUACAGACCCCCACCAACACCCGCACCCACACCCGCACGCCGGACGGACCGGAGCCCGACCGAGGGCUUCACCUCCGCCGUGGUCCUAUCAGUCCGCUCCGCCCUCCGCUCGGGACGACAGGCGGAGCAUCGAGGCGAGCUCCCGGCCGCAGCAGGCCUCUCCGCCGCCCGUCGGCUCCGUUUCGCCUGUAGGACCGGGCGACGGCCGGGACAGCAGCGGCGGAAUGGUGGCCGGGUCCCGCGGGGAGCUCGUCGUUUCGGCUGGUGUCGUCGGCUGCGGCGGAGGCAUCGGCAGCUGCUGCUCCGGGCCCGGGCUCAGCAAGAGGCGACGGCAGGCAGGCACCUGCUCCGGUGGGGUGGUGGCAGCUCUGGCCGGCGGAGGCCAGCCCGGGGUGACCGGCCCCGGGGGAGUAGGGUCCAGCCAAGACACAGAGGAAGGAGCCGGGAACAAUAGCGAGGACGAGUACGAGAACGCCGCCCGGCUGCAGUCCAUGGACCCGGCGACAGUGGAGCAGGAGCACUGGUUUGAAAAAGCUCUGAGGGAGAAGAAAGGCUUUGUCAUCAAGAAGAUGAAGGAGGACGGAGCGUGUCUGUUCAGAGCCGUAGCUGAUCAGGUUUACGGAGAUCAGGACAUGCAUGAAGUGGUCAGAAAACACUGUAUGGACUACCUGAUGAAGAACGCAGACUAUUUCUCCAACUACGUGACGGAGGACUUCACCACAUACAUCAACAGGAAGAGGAAAAACAAUUGCCAUGGCAACCACAUCGAGAUGCAGGCCAUGGCGGAGAUGUACAACAGACCAGUGGAGGUGUAUCAGUACAGCACAGAGCCAAUCAACACGUUCCACGGCAUCCACCAGAACAACGACGAGCCAAUCAGAGUGAGCUACCACCGCAACAUCCACUACAACUCAGUAGUGAACCCCAACAAGGCUACGAUCGGGGUCGGACUGGGGCUGCCGGCCUUCAAACCAGGGUACGCCGAGCAGUCUUUGAUGAAGUCGGCCAUCAAGACGUCGGAGGAGUCGUGGAUUGAGCAGCAGAUGUUGGAGGACAAGAAGAGGGCGACCGACUGGGAGGCCACCAACGAGGCCAUUGAGGAGCAGGUGGCCCGGGAGUCGUACCUGCAGUGGCUCCAGGACCAGGAGAAACAGGCCCGACAGCCCCGUAAGGCCAGCGCCACCUGCAGUUCAGCGACAGCAGCGGCAUCCAGCGGACUGGACGACUGGAGCGCCCGGUCACCACGGCAACGUGACUCCGACCCCUCCCACUCCGACCUCACAGCCGCCCCGGCAACCAACAACAAGCCCCCAUCUCCAGCCGGGGCCGCGCUCAUCCUGAGCAAACCCCCCUCACCCUGCGCACCAGGUCCCAGUAAUCAGAGUCGUCACCAUUUGGAGUACAGAGCCAUCAUGCAGGAGAUGUCACCUACAGCUUUUGGUCUGACGGACUGGGAGGACGAUGAGAUUUUGGCCUCGGUUCUGGCCGUGUCUCAGCAGGAGUAUCUGGACAGCAUCAAACACCAGAGCGCCGCCAUGCAUCGAGAGCGAGAGCCGUCGCCCGACAGCAGCUGAUAGACGGCAGACCCACACAAAAACACAACCAUGAUCCUCCUCCUCCUCUGCCCUAACCCCACCCCCCCCUCACUCCAAACCUCCUCAGCCCCGCCCCCCUCCCCUCACCGCUGACCUGCAGGAGAUCGACCAGGGAAAAAAAUAAAACCCGAAAAACAAAGAAAUGCACACUUAUUUUUUUCGCCACGUUUCCGCUCACGUCUCCUCUUCCUUCCCUCCAAGUCUCAUCUCCUCCUCCAGUCUCCCUCCAGCCAAUAGUAAUCCAGCAUUAUCAGACCCCUCCCCCUUUCAUUUACCCUUAACUUGGUCUUAACACUGAUUUGGGAUCAGUCGGGAUUUAACUCUCCUGACAUUUAAACGUCAUAUUAGGCAGCUUUCAGGCGACAUUCACAGAAAACUGUUCAUUAGCAUCAGAUCAAUAUUAUCGUUUAAUCCAAACCUGUUUAUCUAAACUGAAAUGUGACCUUCAGUCCUCAGCAGUUAGCAUUUUUACUCAUUUUCACAGUUUUAUCUCUACUGCACUAGUGCAAUUGCACUGUAAUAAUCAAUAGAAGACAAUAGAAAACACUAAAAAGCAGUUUAUAGUCAUCUGCGAACUGUUUUCUGGUGGGAAUAUCACAGCUAAAGAAUGCUAACGAUGUUACUUUAACAGUUUCAGAUUCACGCUGCGUUACUAUUUCAGACUUUCUGUAACUUAUCAGAAUUUAAAAAGGGGAUAUUGUCAAUUUACAAGUUGGAAAAAAGUUCCAAAUAUCUGAUUAUACAAAAAUAGGUAAAUGUUGGUCUGUGAAAGUGAUAAAACCCAAAUUUUGCAGAUGUAUUUUAUUUUACCUUUGAGCUAUGCCUUGUUUUACUGGCAAGCUAAUGCUAUAGCUUCAGUCAUUUCUUUUAGGAUUUACGUUGCACAUGUGCAGUUCAAUCAGUGUAAGAAUGUUUCAGGCUAUUAGAAACGUCCAGCUUUUGUCCAGUUAGCUUUGAAAUAAUAGUAAUAUUUCAGUAUGUAAACCACAAACACUGCUGCUACCUGCUAGCUAGUACUAGCUAGCUUUUCAGAGUCAGUUAAAGAGAGUGAAUAUCAAAACAGAGAAAUGAAAUGUUUCCUGGACCACUGACCAAAAAAUGUGUCCCUUAAAUAGUUAGCUAGCAUUAAAAAGCAUUUGUCAAUUAUUUUUUUGGCCCUACUUUAUGUUUUCAAAUUACUUUUGCACAACAGUCUAAUUAUGUUAGCUCAAAAGACAAUGCUAAUUUAAGUGUCUUGUUAGCUGAUUUAGCAUGUUCUUUAGCAAGCAAGAUAUCACCUUAAGUCUUACUAAGUUUUUUCUUACACCGCUAACAAGUGUUGCUGUUAGCUUAGCUGCUUAAAGCUCGUGGUUUUACCUCAUCUUUUGACCUGAAACCCUCAAAAUAAAUGCUAAUCAGAAACAAACGCUGCCCCUGCUAAUCAGAGUUGAAAAAAAUGAUGAGUUGCUAAUCAGAGUUUUAUAUAAAAAGGAAAAAUAAA
Molecule: messenger RNA, 3413 nt
Organism: Sphaeramia orbicularis (orbiculate cardinalfish)
Lineage: Eukaryota; Metazoa; Chordata; Actinopteri; Kurtiformes; Apogonidae
Gene: otud5a
Product: OTU deubiquitinase 5a
Exons: 9
Coding region: 260-1912 (550 amino acids)
Biological process (GO): protein deubiquitination
Molecular function (GO): cysteine-type deubiquitinase activity; K63-linked deubiquitinase activity
Source: RefSeq, a predicted model, not a curated record